Messenger RNA from Anoplopoma fimbria (sablefish), 948 nucleotides. RefSeq lists its product as uncharacterized. The coding region runs from base 20 to 631 and encodes 203 amino acids. NCBI's taxonomy places the organism in Eukaryota, Metazoa, Chordata, Actinopteri, Perciformes, Anoplopomatidae. The transcript has 5 exons. The record is from RefSeq and is a predicted model, not a curated record.
ACAGGAGAACAGGAGGAGGAUGGAGUCAUCAAACACAGGCCCGUGUGUCCCCAGAGGUUCCUCAUCAGUGUCUCUCAAUGAGCGCUUCUCUCAGGUGCUGGUGGACCAGCUGACCCGGUCCAGACUCAGGACCUUUGACCCCAUCCUGCUGCAGCAGAGGAAGGGGUGUGUCCUGCUGAUGAGGAGAGAGAGGUCAUCGCUGCUCCACAUACAGUCCCGAUCCUCGUCCGUGGCGGUGCAGCAGCGUUGCAGGAGGAGGAGCGUCUGGACUCGACUCGGUUGGCAGCGUCUCCUCUCAACCUCCAGACCUCCGGGCUUCUGGAGCUUCAUGAACAAGUACAGGUGGAGGUCCAGCUUCACCUCCACCUGCAGACGACGAGGUAACCUUCACAGACGGCUCGGUCAGCCUCGCCUCCUGAGGACGAGAAAUAUCCAGAAACUUAGAGGACGAACACACCUGCAGAGGGGCAGGGCCACGGCCCUCAGGAGGCGGGGCCUGAGCAAAGAGCAGGUACCAACCAAGGAGCAGCUGGACGCACAGCUGGACGACUACAUGUCCAUGUCCAGGAGCCGAUUGGACAAACAGCUGGACGAGUACAUGUCCAUGGCGGGACAGACGCACUGGGACUGAGGGGGGGGGUCUAGUUCUGGACUGGGACUGAGUUUCUACCAGUUUGAUCUAGUGACUGAAUGAAGCCUCACUCAUUGAUCGAUUGAGUGAUUGAUCGUUUGAUUUGACGGAUCAGUAGAGCUUUAGUUUGUCUCUCAGGUGAGUUCCAGGCGAACGUGUGUUAUAGUUUUUCUGAGUUUACCUGAACGGAGCUGUUGUUUCUGUUGGGUCGUGUGUACUUCACUGACCUCUCCGUGUGUUGGAACUUCUCUUUCUGUUUCUGAGGCUCCGCUUUUGUUCCCAGAAUUUAAAAAUCAUAUAUUUUAAUAAAAGAUAAU